Molecule: messenger RNA, 877 nt
Organism: Aspergillus caelatus
Lineage: Eukaryota; Fungi; Ascomycota; Eurotiomycetes; Eurotiales; Aspergillaceae
Exons: 1
Coding region: 1-597 (198 amino acids)
Source: RefSeq, a predicted model, not a curated record
AUGGGGGUUCAGUGCUCACUUGCCGACGAAAGGCCUUGUCAGGGCGGCUCACACAAAAUAUUCAAGGUUAUAUUUGAGGAUUCCGUACAGUGGGCAGUUCGAUCCUGCGAUGAUCUCAAUACCUGGAGGUAUGAGUUGCGUGCUAUUGGGAUGUUCCAGUAUAUUAAACAGCAAAACCCAGAGAUGAAAGCGCCAAAUGUCUUCUUCGAACCAGAACACCCUGUCUUGUAUUCAGAGUGGAUUAGUGGUUCGCCACUAGCUACUUGGAACUCCCAGAUACCUCUUAAGAAAUGUCAAACGCUUCUCGAGGACCUUGCGGAGUUCCUACUGCAAUUGUGGACUACUGCAGUUCCCACUGAUUUUAUGCCAGAGAAAAAGCCCCGGUAUUCAGCUUGGCUCACGGAAAGCCUAGACCGAGGUCUCCGACGAACUCUCGCUGGAACUGCUCGAUGGGGUGAUGCCAUUGACUAUCUGAUCAUGAGGUCGAUGAUCCCCUACUAUGCUGGUGAGGACAAGUACACAGAUGUUGGCUUCGCCCAUGGAGACUUGAACGCGUAUAAUAUCAUGAAAGACGAUAACUUCCGCUUGACAGGGUAAGAGCGUGUCAUUUUUCUCAACUUUUUCUCUUUGACAGCUUUAUCUAAUGGAUGGCUCAAAUUCCAUGGUGAUCGACUGGGAUUGGAUAUCUGUCGCACCACUCCCCGCCGUUAUACAUCACCCUUGGCUCAUAGUCGACAUUCCGGGAUGGAGCAAUGAUGGCGUUGCCGAAGGAGAAAGCUUCGAGGAUGAUCGUCGUUACCUUGAGAAGGCAAUCAAAGACAAAGAGAUAUCGCGACAGUUACCGGUUACCGUAUCAACACUGUUGCGUGACUCUGGA